Messenger RNA from Octodon degus (degu), 1973 nucleotides. RefSeq names its product ALG8, alpha-1,3-glucosyltransferase (gene Alg8). Bases 1 to 1581 code for a protein of 526 amino acids. The record is from RefSeq and is a predicted model, not a curated record. Lineage: Eukaryota; Metazoa; Chordata; Mammalia; Rodentia; Octodontidae. Gene Ontology annotation, molecular function: dolichyl pyrophosphate Glc1Man9GlcNAc2 alpha-1,3-glucosyltransferase activity. Gene Ontology annotation, biological process: protein N-linked glycosylation. The transcript is spliced from 13 exons. Gene Ontology annotation, cellular component: endoplasmic reticulum membrane.
AUGGCGGCGUCCGGCCCCGUGCAGGGGAGCGGCAAUUGGUUUUCGGCUUUGGCGCUCGGAGUGAGUCUCCUCAAAUGCCUGCUCAUUCCCACCUACCGUUCUACAGAUUUUGAAGUACACCGAAACUGGCUUGCUAUCACUCACAGUUUGCCGCUAUCACAGUGGUAUUAUGAGGCAACCUCAGAGUGGACCUUGGAUUACCCGCCUUUCUUUGCAUGGUUUGAAUAUGUCCUGUCUCAUAUUGCCAAAUAUUUUGACCAUGAGAUGCUUCAUGUCCAUAAUCUGAACUACUUCAGCACAAAGACCUUACUUUUCCAGAGAUUUUCUGUCAUCUUUACGGAUGUUCUCUUUGUGUAUGCUGUCCACGAGUGCUGUAAGUGCGUCGGUGGGAGACGAGCGAGCAGGGAGCUCACCGAGAAGCCACAGUUCAUUCUGUCCGCGUUGCUGCUCUGGAACUUCGGGUUGUUGGUCGUGGACCACAUCCACUUUCAGUACAAUGGGUUUUUGUCUGGGCUAAUGCUGCUCUCCAUCACACGGCUAUUUCAGAAAAGGCAUAUGGAAGGAGCAUUUCUCUUUGCCGCCCUCCUGCACUUCAAGCAUAUCUAUUUGUACGUGGCGCCUGCAUAUGGUGCAUAUCUGCUGCGGUCUUACUGCUUCACUGCAAACAAGCCAGAUGGCUCUGUCCAGUGGAACAGCUUCAGCUUUAUCCGUGUUACUUCCCUGGGACUCAUUGUGUUUCUAGUUUCUGCACUUUCAUUGGGUCCUUUCCUGGCUUUGAACCAGCUGCCACAAGUCUUUUCCCGGCUCUUUCCCUUCAGGAGGGGCCUCUGCCACGCAUACUGGGCUCCAAACUUCUGGGCUUUGUACAAUGCUGCAGACAAGGUGCUAGCCAUCAUCGGUUUGAAACUGAAACUUCUUGAUCCCAGCAAGGUCCCCAAGGCUUCCAUGACAAGUGGUUUGAUUCAGCAGUUUGAACAUGCAGUGCUUCCCUCAGUGACUCCCUUGGCAACCCUCGUCUGCACUCUGGUUGCCAUAUUGCCCUCUGUCUGCUGUCUCUGGCUUAAGCCCCAAGGGCCCAGAGGCUUUCUCCGAUGUCUGAUCCUCUGUGCCUUGGGCUCCUUCAUGUUUGGGUGGCACGUCCACGAAAAGGCCAUUCUGCUCGCAAUUCUCCCGAUGAGCCUUUUGUCUGUGGAAAAAGCAGGAGACGCCUCCAUCUUUCUGAUUCUGACCACAACGGGACACUACUCGCUCUUCCCGCUGCUCUUUACUGCACCAGAACUUCCCAUUAAAAUCUUACUCAUGUUACUAUUCACUACCUACAGUAUUUCUUCACUGAUGACACUAUUCAGAAAAGAAAAACCUCUUUUUAAUUGGAUGGAAACUUUCUACCUCCUGGGCCUGGUGCCUUUGGAAGUGUGCUGUGAGUUCGUGUUCCCUUUUACCUCCUGGAGGCUUGAGUACCCCUUCACCCCUCUGUUGCUGACUUCAGUGUAUUGUGCUGUGGGCAUUACAUAUGCGUGGUGCAGGCUGUAUGUUUCCAUGCUGACUAGCCCUCCUGCUGGCAAGACGAAGAAGCAGUGAAUAAAGGAGCUGCUUGGAAGAAGGCCAACAGCUGCUUCUUGGGAAAUUAAUCUGAACCUGAAGACGGCUGCCAGGGGCUUGAGCCAUUCCUCUCAGCAGGUCUGUCGAGAGGGCCUUUCUUCCACACUUGGCCCUGCUCAGCCCAGCAACCCCACUGUCACCGUGGCGAGAAGCCUUGUGACCUCCUUAAGCAGUGAAACACAUCUGAAAAGAAGCUCGCCUUCCUCUCCAGGUUGCCGGAUAUAUUAGACUGCCCUGCUCACUGAAGAAAACAGGGAGUCCAAUGAACAGCAUACUUAUUUGUAGCCCAUGCUGCCUAUUGCAAGGAUAUAAAAUAUAAUUGCAGUCUUAAAUUGAGAGCAAGAUAAAUAAAAUGCCAUUUUGUAUUUCUA